Molecule: messenger RNA, 4822 nt
Organism: Acanthopagrus latus (yellowfin seabream)
Lineage: Eukaryota; Metazoa; Chordata; Actinopteri; Spariformes; Sparidae
Gene: txndc11
Product: thioredoxin domain containing 11
Exons: 13
Coding region: 464-3058 (864 amino acids)
Source: RefSeq, a predicted model, not a curated record
CCAGCCGCCAUGGCAGCAACGGUUGUCGCCAUAACAACGUAGGGGCUAUCUGUAAAGAGCACGUAGGACUCAAAACGCAAAAAUAAUCACAAGGACACUUAUUACGGUCGAAUUCAAACAAGAUAGUCACGUAUCGCAGUUAAAUCCACCAGAACGUAAGACUAACGGAUUAUAAAUCCUAGUGUUUGCUUAAUGUUAUCGGCACAAAUCUCGCGUUUGCCGCCGACAGCACUUUACCGUCUGUCCCUUACGUCAUUGUUGCGGAAGUGAAAAGUCUACGUGGGGAAGAAAGGUUGGUCUGACCGCGUUUGAAUACCGUACACACCAGCAGCACCGAUGUCCAAUCCAGGAUAGCUGUGUCCCCCGUCUAACCAGUCUUCCUCCCCGCCCCCGUUGGGCUAAUGGUCGCGCUGAGCAGCACCCGGGGCGUAUAAAUGGGACGGAGAGCCGACGACAGCCUGUAAUGCUGCGCCGGGUGCGGCAGUCUCUCCGGCAGGUGCUGUUUCUGAUGGCCCGGAGACCGGGUCUGCUCUGCGGGGCUAUCGUGCUCGGCGUCCUGCUCGUCCUGGCCGUCAAAUUCACAUGCAGCCGUGCUAAGAAUGUGGUGGCAUCGGCUCGGCCUCCGGUGCGGUUCUUCUCUACCGAGGCCCCGGUAGUGGACCUCUACAUGGGUCAGCUAGACCAGGUGGAGCGUCUCAGGAGCAUGGCGGAGGUAUCGCUCAUCUUCUUCUACGCACCGUGGUGUGCUCAUUCGAUGGCUGCGCGGCAGGAAGUGCAGCAGGUCGCCAAGAAGUUGGCCAAACAGGUGCAGUUUGUGGCCGUUAACUGUUGGUGGAGUCAGGGGAAAUGCAGGAAGCAAAACCGCUUCUAUCAGUACCCGAUCAUCCAUUUGUUUUAUAGAAGGUUUGGGCCUAUUGAGUACAAGGGUCCAUUUUUGGCUCCGUAUGUGGAAAGUUUUAUCCUCAGAGUCAUCACGCCGCUCACUUACCUCCCAUCCAGAGCAACACUGAGAGAGUUCCUCUCCUAUCACGAGCCUCGAGUGGUGGGUUUCUUCCAGUUCAACUCCUCUCCUCAGCCGCCGGGGUACAUCACAUAUCUGUCCUCUGCUCUGCAGGCUCUAAAAAGGGAUUUCCGCGGUGCUGUACGUUUCGGGGUUGUGACCAACAAACAGGUAGCCGAGGCCAUCCCGCUGCAGGACGAUGAAACAGUUUACCUUUACAGAAGAUUGAAUUCCUCUUUGAUCUUCCCUCGAAGUGAGCGCAACUUCACAUCAGAGGCCAUCUGUAGCUGGGUGUUUGAACACCACGAGACCGUCCUCCACUGGCUGCAGCCUCCAGGAACAAAGUCCCGCCUCCUGGAACGUGAGCUGACUAAAGGUCCGGCACUGCUGCUGUUCCUGCCACACAAUCCGCUCGGGUCCAGCCCCAGUCCCAUACUGCAGCAGGUUGCAGACAUCGCUGUGCGUUAUCAUUCCUGUGACAACAAAAACCACUCCAGCUCGGACGAAAGUUCCACCUCCCACUCGCAGUGCUGCCAGUCAGUCCUCCUCCCAGAGUCCAGCACCAGUGUGUGUGAGGUGUGCCUCAGCUUGUCGCGAUCGCUCCUGACCAGCUCCUCUGUGUGCUGCUCCUUCUCCUCCACGGCUCAGGGAGGAGACGUGUUGCAGUCUUAUCUCAGACACUGCUGCCUGCACCAAGAAUCGGACCCCGCGUCCAUAAAAACCGCAACCUCAUUGGGCUGUAGCAACUUUCUGAACAGCUACAGCCCAUUUAGUCAGUACAGUGCCUGCUGUAGGAAAGUUAAACCUCAACUCAACGAAUCACAAGCCAAAGAGGAGCCAGACAUGCAAAGAGUUCCCCUCACGCCCCCAUCUUCAUCCAUACCUCCACCGUCUGGCCCUCAGCAGGAAGCAGACGGGAUCACAGGGCUCUGGUGUCAGACCAACAGGACGCUCAGGUUUUAUGUGCUGGAUGUCGCUCUGAACUGGCCUUUGGCGGUGAGGCUCGGAGCAACGGGCAACAAAAGUGCUUCUUCACACCAGGAGGCUGGCGGUGGGAGCAGUGACGGGUCGUUUGCAGCUAUUGUGAACCUGAAGGACGAGGUUCAUUAUGUUCUCCACCGCAACCGAGAAACCACACUGACCGAGUCUCUGGAGGCCUUCAUCAGGAACUUCAGUGCUCCAUACAGCCUCCUCCAGAGACACCUGGUGGGAGAGGAAGAGCGGAAAGAUGGCGAGGGGGAAACCAGGCAUCCAGACCAACACCAGCACUCGUCGCCUCGCCCGCUCAUCACAGAACUGAACACUGCCUCCUUCCUGCCUUCUGUCAUGGACGUCCAAAAGGAUGUUCUGCUGUUCUACUACACUCAGUGGUGUGGAUUUUGUUCUGUUCUCAACCACGUCCUCAUCCAGCUGGCCAGAUUAUUACAGGGAAACAGCACCAUCACUGUCGCCAGGGUGAAUGUUGCUCGUAACGACCUUCCAUGGGAGUUCAUGGUGGAUCACGUUCCCUCUGUUCUUCUCUUUCCCAAAUACAGAAAACAUUUUAGUGUGAAGUUUCCUGACGACCUGCCCAUCACAUUACCCAACCUCCUACGCUUCAUCCUGCAGCACUCUGGUUCAGUACAAUACGCAGACAAACCAGCGACUUCUUCUAGCGAGGGUGAGGGGCCGGGGGCCAUCUUCCGUGCUGAGUUCCUGGCACUCCAGCAUGAGGUUCAAACGCUGCGUCACGCCCGUGAACGUCUCUCCCAGCAGCUGGCGCAACUGUGGCGUGACAACAGGCGGCUGACAUUUGACACUCGCACCUUAGAGGCCAAGAACUCAGAGCUGCAGCAGGAGAGACAAAACUUAGAGGAGCAGCACCGGGAGAAAAGUAGGCAGCUUGGCGAGGCGGUGAGGCGGCUGCAGGACCUGGCAGACGCCUCUGAAAACCUGCUGAACGAGAACACACUGCUCAGGGUCCUGCUGAGGGCGCUGAAGGGCAGGACGGAGGCUAAAGAACAGGUGGAGGUGGAGAGAAAAGAGGCAGAACAGAAGAGAAGCCAUAUGGCGUCAUGACCACGAGUCCGCAGGGAAUCUUGAGAGCGAGAGAAGAGAAAAGAGGGCCAGGAAAGGAAGACAGAAGAGGUGAAACAGGAGGAAUUACUGAGCUAAAUGAAGAUGAGCAGAGGAGGUCAUUCAAAGCCCACAGGGCAAAGACCUAGACAUGUCAUCGUGAGAGGAAAGGAGGAUGAAAUGACGGCUCCGAUCUGUCAGGAGAGCAUCUAACACUGCUGCUAAGUCAGGAUAGAUGUGAGGAAACGCUUAAAAGAAGGUGGAGAAGUAGCCAGCAAAACAUCAGUGCUGGUCAGAGUCAGAAUACUACAUAAAAGUACUGUGAUGAUGGUGGGAUUAUCCACUCUUAGGAACACACUAGUAUGGGAACUAAGUGCCAACUGUCCAAUUUAAAAUCAAUACUACUCAGUCCUGAUGCUGUGCUUUCACAAAUGUAAUGUCUGUUGAAGUGUGAAGACGUAACCAGAGUUGAUCGAGUUACACAGAGCCCUGCAGCCAGAGCGCACCCUCCCUGAGUUCUUAUGCAAUAGAUGAUAUUUAAAUAAAGGCCAAGGCUCAGAUAAUAGCCAGCAUGAACAAAUAAAGGCCAGGUGAAGGUGAACAGUGUUUGGUGAAGGUAGGAAACUGUCAAUCACGUGUUCCUGAAACCCAAAGUGACAUCCUCAAAUAGUUUGUUUCAUCUGAUCAGACAGUUUAAAACCUGAAUUUUGAGUCUUCUUUAACAAGACAAUUAAAUAAAAUCAGCAAAUCCUCCUGCAUGUAGAGCUGCAGUGAUUAGUUGAUUCAUUGAUUGGUCAACAGAAAAAAAAUGAAUCGCCAGCUUUUGAGAUACUAGAUUAAUUGUUUUGGAUCAUUUUUUUUAGCAAACGUCAGACGUUUGCUGAAAAGUCAGGAUUUUUGCUGCUUUUCUUUCUCAUACAUGAUCAUAAAUAAAGAGUCUUUUGGUUUUUAACUGGUUGUUGGACAAUAAAAGCUGUUUGAAGAUGUCACUUUGGACUUGGUUGCAACCUCAGCAGAACAACAGAGUCGCUCAGUUUCUCUUUUUGUCCGCAGACACAAUGCUUUCAUAUUGUAGUUAAUUCCAGUUGUUCCCUCCUUGCUGUACUUUCUAAACACAGUGAAGCUGCGGCAACAAAACUCAACACCUCCUGAUCUAAAUAUAAAAGGAAGGAUGCCGAGGAAGGUGAUGAGUUUCAUUCACAGACGUUUAUUUGGAAGGAAAAAGGUCACGGUGGAACACGUUAAACUACAUUUUAUGAAGGAACAGGAAAUCUAAGAAACAAAAGCCUGCUUCUCUGUUUGAGAAGUUCCAGUGUGCACUCACCUGCUGCUCUACAAGCUGAGAGACAGUGACAACAUGUUCCAGUCAUCGUCUUUCAGGUUGAUGUUGAGCAGCAGGUAAAAGCACGACUACAGGUCAGGGAGAUGGACUCUGGCUGCAGGGAGGAGAGAGACGGCUACUGAUGAAGCCGAGACUUAUUUAAUACUGAAGACGUGUCACCUGCUCACUGAUCGGCAGGCGAGCCUCGGAGCACUUGAAAUAAUUAGCAAGAUGUUUCUGUUUUCUUUUUGUUUGUUGUUUUUUUUCUUGAAGGGGAUAUAAUGCUUUUGUUAAACGGAUCUAUUUUUACAGGAAUCAUUGAGUCUCUAAAAUAUUAUUUCUUUGUAACUAUUCAGGUAUUAAGAAUGAGAUGCUGCAAUUGUUUACAUGUGAAAUAUUGCACCUGUUUUUACUGAUUAAAAAAAAAAAUCUUUCAUCUUAUCGGA